AGAAUUUGGCGAUGGUUAAAAAUUUAUUCGCACCUUCAACUUCGGUGGGUUAAGACGCGUUUAUCAAUUUGUAGAAGAACAAAAGUUACAAUUAAAAAAAAACGAUAAAAACUGUCAAAAUAAAAGAGUUAAGUGACCCGAAGUAAAGAAUGACAAAUUAAAAAGUUUAAAAUUAAACAAAUUUUAAAAAUUGUGCAAUCUUAAUCAAUCAAAAGUGGAUACAAAAAUGUCAAAUUUUAAUAAGAACGACCACGGUGAAUAUGUGUGGAUCAAUCCGGCUAAGAAAGAUGAAUUUUCUGUUCCAACUGGAGCCCGCAUCAUUCGAACAGACAAAGAGAAAACCUUCGUGGUUGACGAUGAAGGUCGACAAUUUUGGAUACCGUCAUCGGAAGUUCUCAAAGCAAUGCACUUAUCAUCACAAAAUGGCGUCGAGGAUAUGAUAACUUUGGGUGAUUUACAAGAAUAUGCAAUUUUACGUAAUUUAUAUAUUCGCUACAAAAACAAACAAAUCUAUACUUACACUGGUGCCAUGUUGGUUGCCAUCAACCCGUAUGAGAUUCUAUCGAUUUACACUAAUCGCGAGAUAGCGUUAUAUCGAGGACGCAAGUUAGGCGAAUUGCCGCCGCAUAUAUUUGCGAUAAGCGAUAACGCUUUUGAACAAAUGAAGCGUGAAGCGAUGAAUCAAUGCAUAGUGAUAAGCGGUGAAUCAGGUGCUGGCAAGACCGAGAGUACAAAGUUGAUAAUGCAAUAUUUGGCUGCAAUCAGUGGAAAGCAUUCGUGGAUUGAGCAGCAGAUUAUCGAGGCAAAUCCGAUUAUGGAGGCAUUUGGCAAUGCCAAAACCGUGCGCAAUGAUAAUUCUUCUAGGUUUGGUAAAUACAUCGAUAUCAGGUUCAAUGAUGCGGGGGUGAUCAAGGGUGCUCAGAUCGAACAGUAUUUGCUUGAAACAUCGAGAAUUGUUUCGCAGAGCAAGCAAGAGAGGAACUAUCAUAUUUUCUACUGUUUGUUGGCUGGCUUGAGUAAGGAUGAGAAAAAAAGGCUGGAUCUGGAAGAUGCUGGGAAAUACCACUAUUUGGCACAGGGUGGCUGUCUUAAGCUGGAAGGCAAGAAUGAGUCUAAAUCUUUCGCUGAUAUUCGAUCAGCCAUGCAAGUUCUGUCAUUCAAACCCGAUGAGGUGUGGCAGAUCUUCUCUCUGUUGGCGGCCAUUUUGCAUUUGGGUAAUUUGAAAUUCAAAAGUGCUGUUCUCCAUAACAUCGACUCAUCAGAAAUUCACGACACUGUAAAUGCAACGAGAAUUGCAAGUUUUCUCGGUGUUCCCAAGACACUGCUGUGUGAAGCUCUUACGAGAAGAACGAUUUAUGUCCAUGGCGAGAAAGUGGUUACGUCAAUUUCUAAGGACAUAGCCUUAGAGGGACGGGAUGCAUUUGCUAAAUCACUAUAUGGCAAAAUAUUCACAAGAAUUAUAGAAUGUAUAAAUGAGACAAUAGACAAGGACAAAGAAACCAAACGCAUGAAGUCAAUUGGGGUCUUGGAUAUUUUUGGAUUUGAGAAUUUCCCAGUGAAUAGUUUCGAGCAACUUUGCAUCAAUUAUGCAAAUGAGAAUCUUCAACAGUUCUUUGUUAAGCAUAUUUUUAAAAUGGAACAAGCUGAAUACCAAGCAGAUGGAAUUGAUUGGGAAAACAUAGCAUUUAAAGAUAAUCAAGAAAUUUUAGAUUUAAUUGCUGUUAAAUCGGUUAAUGUUAUGUCACUGAUUGACGAAGAAUCUAUAUUUCCUAGAGGAACUGAUGCAUCAUUGUUGGAAAAACUUCAUUUAACACAUGGUUCAAGAAGUAUCUACAUCAAGCCAAAAUCUUCACAGACAGCUUUGUUCGGAAUUGUACAUUAUGCUGGUGUUGUUAUGUAUAAUCCAAAUGGUUUUCUUGAAAAGAAUCGAGACUCGUUCAGUAUGGAUCUUCGUGAGAUGGUUGCUAAAUCUUCCAACAAAUAUCUACUGAAGAUUUUCUCAUCUGAACUUCAUACAGAUGCGGUGAAGAAACAAACAACUUUGUCAGUAAAAUUCCGUAAUUCGCUGGAUGCUUUAAUGAAAACACUCUCAUCAAGCCAUCCGUUCUUUAUUCGUUGUAUCAAACCAAAUGAAUUCAAGGCUCGUAAUGACUUUGAUAGUGAACUUUGUGUCCGUCAACUUCGAUACUCUGGAAUGAUGGAAACAGCACGUAUUCGACGAGCUGGCUACCCCAUUCGACACACUUUCGCUGAGUUUGUUGAGCGCUAUCGAAUCCUCUUUCCAGGCAUUAAACCAGCACACAAGACCGACUGUUUAGCGGCUACGAGGAAGAUUUGCAAAGAAAUCCUUCCACCUGAUUCGGACUAUCAAUUCGGACAGCGUAAAGUGUUUCUCAAGUACAUAGCCGAUACAUUUUUGGAGAAAGAAAGAUCCCAAAAAAUCCUCCAGUCAAUAACACUCAUUCAACGUGGCUUCAGAAAAGUUCUCUUCAAACGGUAUCUGACGAAAUAUCGUGAUGCAGCAAUAGUUAUUCAAAAACAUUGGCGUAGUCGACAACUUCGAAGAAAUUUCCUAAUCAUCCAAAAGGGAGUGCAUCGACUUCAGGCCUGCAUCAGAUCCCGUCAACUGACCUACAAAUUCACCAUGAUGCGAGAAAGUGUGAUUAGGCUUCAGGCUCACUGUCGAGGCUAUCUACUGCGCAAGAAAUUCCUAACUGUGUCAUCGGAUAAGCAACAAGAAAUGAAAAGAAUUAAGAUUCUAAGAGUUCUGGAAGAGAAGAAAUAUCAUCAAUCUGGUGAUCGUCAAUGGAAGACCAAAGCCGAAGCUAACUACAACCAAAGACUUAACGAAUUAAAUAAGAAUUUCGCAAAUACCGUCAAUCAUAUAAAACCCAAGACACCUGAAGACAUUAAUAUGAAUUUCGAUUUUGAUUUCGACAGUGAAGUCAAUCAAGCUUUUGGAUUUUUGGACACAGCCGAUGAGCCAUCUGGACCCAAUUACUCAAGACCUUCAAAAUUUACCAGCAAAACUAUUCGAAUGCCUAAAACUAAACACAUCGACUUGAAAACUUCCGAUUAUAACUUUUCAAGAUUUGCUGCAACAUAUUUUAACUCAAAGGCAACUCAUCAUUUUACUAAGUUACCAUUGAAAACAUCACUCCUUCACCAUCCUCUUCCAAAUGAUGAAAUAUCAGCACAGGCAGUUUGGAUAAUGAUUUUACGUUUUAUGGGAGACAUGGAAGAACCUAAAAACGAGGAAUAUUUUAACGAACAUGAAGAAAAACAAUCUUUAAAUUCUCCAAUAAUGGAAAAGCUUGUUGCUAAUUUGUGGAAAAUGAAUGGCCAUAAUAAUAAUAACAAUAAUUAUAACAACAAUAACAACGAAAAACAUAACCACCGCUUAAUUCAUAAGACCUUAAAGAGAAAAACCAAGCUACCACAAGUUUUGCGUAAUGCCUUGAAUAACAGCGAUGAAGUUCGAUAUUACCAUCAAACUUUGAGCUGCGAAAGUACUAAAUUGGAGAAGUUGCACUUUAUAAUUGGACAUGCUAUUAUGAAACCACAGCUUAGAGAUGAAAUAUUUUGUCAACUUUGUAAACAACUUACGGGAAAUUCAAGUCAAAGUUCUUCAGUCAAAGGUUGGAUUUUGUUGACUUUGUGUUUGGGUUGUGUACCACCAAGUCGAAGAUUUGAAAAAUUCCUUCGAGCCUUUAUCCGAAGUGGACCAGAACAAUUUGCUGAAUUUUGUGAGCAGGCGUUAGAUAGAACCCUCAAAAAUGGAGCUCGGAAACAACCACCAUCUUGGUUGGAACUUCAAGCCAUCCGCAAGCGAUCUCCAAUCACUUUGAACUUUUUCCUCAUGGACGAAAGCAUAAAAAGACUUCAAAUCGAUUCAAGUUCAACAGCUAAAGAAGUCGUUGAUCAACUUUCUGAGAAUAUGGGUCUUGUCGAUAGAUUUGGCUUCUCGAUUAUCAUAUCUCUGUUUGACAAGUCGCUUUCAUUGGGUUGUGAAAAUGAGCACAUAAUGGAUGCAAUUUCAAACUGUGAACAAUACGCCAAAGAGCAAGGCCACGAUGAACGAACAGCUCCGUGGAAGUUAUUUCUGCGAAAAGAACUCUUCACUCCUUGGUAUGAUCCGUCUCUAGAUCAGCUAGCUACGCAAUUGGUCUAUAAACAGGUCACACGAGGACUAAAUUUGGGAGAAUAUCGCUGUAAGUCAGAGAAAGACGUCGCUAUGUUGUGUGCUAUUCAGUAUUUUAUAGAGUACGGCCCAACUAUUGAACCAAAUAUUCUUCACACACUGAUACCUAACUGCGUCCCUAAAGACUUCUUAGCAACUGGUGAAAAAGCAGUCAAGACAUGGGAAAACCUUAUAACCAACGUUUUCAACAAAGUAAAUUAUUCCAAAAACAAUAUUUCCAAAAACUCUGCCCUUGAAGAUGUGGCAAUUUAUGCUCAUCUAACUUGGCCAAUGGUGUUCUCGAGAUUUUUCGAAGCUAUUCGUCUAACGGGCCCAAGACUUUUGAGUGAUAAGCUUGUGAUUUCAGUGAAUUCGUUAGGUGUCUUUUUGAUUGAUGAGUUUGAACAGGUUCUGGCUGAGUUACCAUAUCCGGAAAUUCAUUCAGUGGUUUCGGUGAUCGAUGAAGAUGAACUUCAAAUCAAUACAAUUCAAAAAGAAGACUUUAGUUUCAAGUGUCAAGAGUCGAAAGAUCUUAGUGAUCUUAUCAACUUUAUACUUGGUAAUUUGAGAAAUCGCUCGAAAUAUGUCGUUGCCAUUAAAGAUUAUAAGCCAUCGGGCCGAGGAGCUGCAGAUCAUCUAAGAUUAACUAAAGGUGAUCUUGUUAUAUUGGAAAAAGGUAUAACUGGAUCGAUGGUUUUAGAUAGACAGACUCGUUGGGCUCAUGGGGAAUGCAAUGGGCUUAAAGGAGCCUUUCCAACAGAAGUUGUAUAUGUUGUUGCUUCAUUAGCUAAACCUUCAAAGUGGAUUAUGGAGAUCUUUAAAGAAAGCGAUUUAAUGAGUAGAAAAGAAGAAGCAGUCUCGAACUAUACAACUGUACAACGGAAAAAAAUGCAUACUUUGAGAAAGUUUGCUGAACUUCAUUUCCGACCGAACAAAAGCGAGCCUUUUUAUUUGGAGAAUGUAGAUGAGCUUUGGAGUCAUACUAGAGAUCCAAUCACAGAGCCAUUGCUCAAAAAGCUUCAAAGAGAUCGUGAUUUGAUGGAAAAGUCUAUAUUGAUCUUCAGUUUUAUUUUAAAGUAUAUGGGUGACAUACCACGAGGAAAAACUCUAGUGGACACAGAUCUCAUCUUUAGACCAGCACUCGAAAAUGAACAUCUCCGUGAUGAAGUUUAUUGUCAGCUUAUGAAACAACUAACUGAUAACCAUGUUCUGUACAGUGAAGAACGUGGAUGGGAUUUAAUGUGGCUUGCAACAGGAGUUAUGUGCCCCAGUUCACUGGUGUUGAAAGAACUUUUUGAAUUUCUUCGAACUCGAAAACAUCCCAUAGCAAUGGAAUCUUUGAAGCGAGUUCGUAAGACUUUGGCCAGUGGUCAGCGAAAAUAUCCACCAUUUAUAAGAGAAAUUGAAGCAAUACAAAAUCGUAGCACGAUAAUUUAUCAUGAAGUACAUUUUCCUAAUAAUUAUAGAGAAAAAAUUGAGCUAAAAUCAUCGACUAGAGGUUUAGAACUUUGCACAUACCUUGCCAACCGUUUUAAUCUAAAAUCCCUGGAAGGGUUUAGUUUGUUCGUGCGAAUUUGCGAUAAAGUGUUUUCUAUUCCCGCAGACGAAUUUAUAUUUGACUUCAUCAGCGAGUUGGUAAAGAGUAUGAAAGAAGUUAUGACAGUUCGUGAAUUAGAAAACAAUCAUUUCCCCUAUGAGUUGUAUUUCAUGAAGAAACUGUGGCUGGAUGUAAUUCCAGGAAGGGAUUUAAAUGCUGAUCAUUAUUUUUACUUUGCUCAAGAAGUUCCUAAAUAUCUCCAUGGAUAUUAUAAUAUUUCAACAAAGAAAGCAGCAUACAUAGGUGCAAUUUUAUAUCGGAUUCAAUUUGGUUUGAAUUCGAAUCCGUUGCAUAGAAUUCAUGAAGUCCUUCCGAAAAUUCUACCUAUCGAUGUAAUUCCAUUAGAAAAAAGCAAUGAUUGGAAGACAGAAAUCACAAAGGUGUUCGAAGAACUUGGUGAUUUGAAUAAAAUCGAUGGAAAGAAUAAGUUUCUCGAAGAAAUUUCAAAAUUUUCAAUGUUUGGUUCGACAUUUUUUGUUGUCCAACAAACAAACGAUCAUAGUCUGCCGGAAACUCUUUUGAUUGCAAUUAAUCGGCAAGGAUUUCAUAUUAUGGAUCCAAAAACAAAGGAUAUUCUUCAAAAGUAUGGAUACUCGGAAUUGGGUCUAUGGAGUUCGGGAAAUACUUUCUUUCAUAUUCGAUUUGGUAAUAUGAUUGAUGCUUCUAAGCUUCUUUGCUGCACAACUCAAGGCUAUAAGAUGGAUGAUUUACUAUCGUCUUACAACAAGUAUUUCCACGAUCAGUAUAAAUGAUAUUUAGCUAUCAAUAAAGAAUUUCUAAU
Eupeodes corollae is the source of this 6558-nucleotide messenger RNA. RefSeq names its product unconventional myosin-VIIa. The transcript has 17 exons. Gene Ontology annotation, biological process: sensory organ development; actin filament organization; vesicle transport along actin filament. NCBI's taxonomy places the organism in Eukaryota, Metazoa, Arthropoda, Insecta, Diptera, Syrphidae. Gene Ontology annotation, molecular function: microfilament motor activity; actin filament binding; ATP binding. The record is from RefSeq and is a predicted model, not a curated record. Gene Ontology annotation, cellular component: vesicle; myosin complex; actin cytoskeleton. Bases 227 to 6529 code for a protein of 2100 amino acids.